Messenger RNA from Clupea harengus (Atlantic herring), 4761 nucleotides. RefSeq names its product N-deacetylase/N-sulfotransferase (heparan glucosaminyl) 1b (gene ndst1b). NCBI's taxonomy places the organism in Eukaryota, Metazoa, Chordata, Actinopteri, Clupeiformes, Clupeidae. Gene Ontology annotation, molecular function: heparan sulfate N-sulfotransferase activity; deacetylase activity; hydrolase activity. Gene Ontology annotation, cellular component: Golgi apparatus. The record is from RefSeq and is a predicted model, not a curated record.
UUGAUUACUUGUGGGAAAGGACGCCCUCUACCGUAUUCCCUGUCCCCUACAUGACUUGUCCCGGUUGUAACGGGUACUAGGGAGUGCGAGAGGCGAGUCCUCUCAUGUUUCCCUGUAGGAACAAUCUACAUCAAACCGUGACGCCCCGAGCCUGGUUAAACCAAAAGCUUGGACCGCGACACGAAGAUUUACCCAUUAACCUCAACCGGCGUCACCUAGAAAACCUGUAGGUUUACGGAGCAGCCCAAACGCGAGUGCUCCUGCUGUAUCGUCCUAUUUUCUGGCAGACUCCACGUCAGUCCCAGGGGAAACACUGGUGUAUGCAGUCACUAAGGAAAGCGGGUCAGUGGGACGUGUCUGAACACAUGUGUCGGUUAUGAAUCUUGGGUGGAGCGCCUUGCAGGUCGACGUCCAUAGCCUCCAGGAGCCCGGCCCUUUUGGCCUCCUCUUCAGCGCGGGGUGGGUGGGGCGGAGGGGCCGGGGGCGCCCUCUGGUGGCCGGGUGAAACUUUCUUCACCACCGCCACCGUGCCGCAGAGCAGAAGAGUCGCCCUUGCAAAAACUAUGUCCCCUGCCCACCCCAGUCCCCCGACCCUCUGCCAUGGUGACAUGAGACCCUGCGACGUCAAGAAGCCCGAUAUCAAACCACCCUUUUGGUCUUUCUCUUCAAAGGCAGAAGCAGCAGCAGAAGAGUGCGUUGCUGGCGUAGCCGCCGCUGCGCUCGUGUGAACAGACUAGAGGUGGUCACAGGGGGUGAUGAUGCUGACGUGCAGCAGGGUGCGGCGGCUCUACCGUCAGCUUACGCUGCAGACCAGCCUCCUCCUGCUCUUCCUCUUCUGCAUGGUCAGCGUCCUGGUGUCCGCCUACUUCCUGUACGGGGUGAAGCGGGAGCUGGAGCCCGCGGCGGGGCUAGCAGACGGCCCAGAGCAAGGUACCGCCGAUUGGGAUGACCUGCGUGCAGUCACCCCGUCCGCCUCUUCGCGGGUACUGCCUGCCCGGACUGCCAGGCCCUCGGACACGUCGCGCACAGACCCUAUGGUGCUUGUGUUCGUGGAGAGCCUCUACUCGCAGCUGGGGCAGGAAAUUGUGGCCAUCCUAGAGUCAGCCCGCUUCCGCUAUCAGACUGAGAUUGCGCCGGGCAAGGGCGACAUGCCCACGCUAACGGACAAGAACCGGGGGCGCUUCACAUUAGUCAUCUACGAGAACAUCCUGAAGUAUGUCAACCUGGACGCCUGGAACAGAGAGCUGCUGGACAAGUACUGUGUGGAGUACGGAGUGGGCAUCAUUGGCUUCUUCAAGGCCAACGAGAACAGUCUACAGAGUGCCCAGUUAAAGGGCUUUCCUCUGUUUCUGCACUCGAACUUGGGUCUGCGUGACUGCAGCAUCAACCCCAAGUCCCCCUUGCUGUUCAUCACCAAGGCACGUGAGGUGGAGCGAGGCCCACUGCCCGGUGACGACUGGACCGUGUUCCAGUCCAACCACUCCACCUAUGAGCCCGUGUUGCUGGCUCACAGUCGGACAGCUGAGACUGGGGGCCCCGCGGGGCUGGGAGGUGGGGGCGCCCUCCACGCAGCCGUGGUUCAGGACUUGGGCCUCCACGACGGCAUCCAGAGGGUGCUCUUUGGAAACAACCUGAACUUCUGGCUGCACAAGCUGGUGCUGGUGGAUGCCAUUUCCUUCCUGACGGGCAAGCGUCUGUCGCUCGGGUUGGAGCGCUACGUGCUGGUGGACAUUGACGACAUCUUCGUGGGCAAGGAGGGCACGCGCAUGAAAGUGUCUGACGUUAAGGCUCUGCUGGAAACCCAAAAUGAGCUGCGUUCCCAUGUCCCAAACUUCACCUUUAACCUUGGCUUCUCAGGGAAGUUCUUCCAUGCUGGUACUGAUGAGGAGGACCUGGGAGAUGACCUGCUUCUGUCCUACGGCAAGGAGUUUUGGUGGUUUCCUCACAUGUGGAGUCACAUGCAGCCCCAUCUCUUCCACAACCAAUCAGUACUCGCUGAGCAGAUGCUCCUCAACCGCCGCUUCGCUGAGGAGCACGGCAUCCCCACUAACAUGGGCUACGCCGUGGCGCCGCACCACUCCGGGGUCUACCCCAUCCACAUGCAGCUCUACGAGGCCUGGAAGAAGGUGUGGAGCAUCAAGGUGACCAGCACGGAGGAGUACCCUCACCUGAAGCCCGCCCGCUUCCGCCGAGGCUUCGCGCACAGUGGCAUCAGCGUUUUGCCACGGCAGACUUGUGGUCUCUUCACUCACACCAUCUUCUAUAACGAGUACCCCGGGGCCCCCAAAGAACUGGAUAAACUCAUCAACGGAGGAGAGCUUUUCCUCACCGUGCUACUAAACCCUAUCAGCAUCUUCAUGACCCACCUCUCCAACUACGGGAAUGACCGUCUCGGCUUGUACACCUUCAAGAACCUGGUGAAGUUUCUAGAGACGUGGACCAACCUGAAACUCCAGACCUUGCCGCCUGUGCCACUGGCCCAGCGCUAUUUCCAGAUCUUUCCAGAGGAGAGAGACCCCAUCUGGCAGGACCCCUGUGAGGACAAAAGGCAUAAAGACAUUUGGUCGAAAGAGAAGACAUGUGACCGCUUCCCCAAGCUGCUCAUCAUUGGCCCACAGAAGACGGGCACCACGGCACUCUAUCUCUUCCUGGGUAUGCAUCCUGACCUGACCAGUAACUACCCCAGCAAGGAGACCUUUGAGGAGAUCCAGUUCUUCAACGGGCGCAACUACCACAAGGGCAUCGACUGGUACAUGGAGUACUUCCCGCUCCCCUCUAACACCAGCUCCGACUUCUACUUCGAGAAGAGUGCCAACUACUUUGACUCGGAGGUCGCAGCACGCCGAGCUGCGGCUCUCUUACCCAAAGCCAAAAUCAUCACCAUCCUCAUCAACCCUGCAGACCGGGCGUACUCCUGGUACCAGCACCAGCGGGCACACGAUGACCCAGUUGCGCAGAAGUACACCUUCCAUGAUGUCAUCACAGCUGGACAUGAUUCCCCCGCCAAGCUGCAGGUGCUACAGAACCGCUGCCUGGUGCCGGGCCUCUACGCAACCCAUCUGCAACGCUGGCUCAGUCACUAUCACCCCAGCCAGAUCCUGGUGUUGGACGGGCAGAUGCUCAGGACGGAGCCUGCGUCGGUCAUGGAUAAGAUCCAGAAGUUCCUUGGACUCACAAACCUUCUCAACUAUCACAAGAUCCUCGCGUUCGAUCCUAAGAAAGGCUUCUGGUGUCAGCUGUUGGAUGGAGGAAAGACCAAAUGCCUGGGCAAGAGUAAGGGCCGCAGAUACCCGGACAUGGAUGCAGAUGUGAGUUCUCGUAACUUCCUGAGGGACCAGUACCGGGAGGCCAACAUCGAGCUGUCCAAACUGCUCUAUAAGAUGGGCCAGCCCCUCCCCAGUUGGCUCCGAGAGGAACUGCUCCACAUCAGGUAGCAAGAGCCCCGGCUGGCCACACUGGACAGUGUGACCGCCCCCCAAGGACUCUUUCUGCCCCCAGCGCCCGCGGGGUAUGACCUCCGCUCACACCUCCACCAGAGGCAGAAAGACUGCAUCCGACCCUCCCCACCCCAACCUCACCGCCAGCACCCUGUGGGUAGCUCAGUCAGGUGGGCUGUUGGAGAGGGAGGAGUUGGAACGAGCCUCCCUAGUCCACCGCAGGGGCCGCGGGGUGACAGUCUGUGGGUACAGGCCUCACGGUGGGGUGGGGACGUUAUGCAUCAACGAGAGGACGAGGACAGUCUGAGGGACAGGAUGAGACCCUGCUUCGGAGCGCACGUGUACAGUAAGCUAUUUUUACGGCCACAGGCCCAGAAGGUCGAGAGGACACUUGCAAAGGAGCGACUACACGCCAGGAAGAAUCGAGAGACAUGCUUUUAUUCCAUCCCCCUCGUGUCGAGAGUUCAUCUCCCAUUCUCUCUCAACCCUCCAUUUUGAAAGAGAGUUGCGCACAUACACAGAAAGAGAUGGUGAUUUGGCUGACAUUUUGCCAGUCUUUAAAAGAACACAUUAGCCAAUUCUUGAAGACUAAGUGCCAGGGUUGAACACUCACGUUAGACCCACCCCACCCACCCACUAUCAUCUACACUCAUUUAUCAAUGUUGGCCACAGGCAGUGCUUUACCGGCACGGUGUGGCAGUACGGCUGCAUGUCGGAGGGAAACGCCAGAUAACUGGAGCGCGGUACUGUGUGUCUUACAUUGCUCACCACAUCAUCUGUACGCAGGAAUUAAGCUCUCGGUCACAAUCUCUUUCCUUCAAAGGGUACACGAUAUUCAGCAGUAGGGAGUGUAGAGCAGCCGGUGCUCUGUUUGUAAGAGACAUACCAGAGGAUCCCAGCCUCUUAAAAUCCAGUGGUGCUCACAAAUGCACGGCCACAGAACAUGAUCAGAAGAUGCUCCAGUCCACUCCCUGUAACCAGAGCAGAAAAGAGGGUGGCCAUUUUGUCUAGUUUUUUGCCUGUGUCUGAUACACCACAUGCAUUUUUAGGAUUUGGCUGAACCCUUUAGUGAGACCGCAGGGGAUUUAGUUUUUUUACAGGAAUGUUGUCAGGAACAUGUCACUGUAGCUGACACACCACACCUAACGUUAGUUCACUCUUGAGGAUCGGAUGACUGACUAGACUCCCCCCCCACACACAUCUACACCAUCCACACGUCUUCACAACCCACAGCCCGACAUUCAUUUAGCAAAAACAUUAUCAAUAAUAAUCGACAGGAGUGCAAAGGAUGGUUAUGUAUUCACAGUACAACACCCCCCCCCCC